Messenger RNA from Archocentrus centrarchus (flier cichlid), 1713 nucleotides. It is a transcript of the gene emb, whose product is annotated as embigin. NCBI's taxonomy places the organism in Eukaryota, Metazoa, Chordata, Actinopteri, Cichliformes, Cichlidae. The record is from RefSeq and is a predicted model, not a curated record.
GGUGAUAUCAUGGCUGCGUCACUUGUGCAGAUGCGGGAGGAGGGGUGGGGUGGUUACACCGUGCAGUCUGUAGACAGUGAGGAACAUCCUCACAGAGGACAGAGAGGGAUAAUAACCAUGUCAGCCUCCUGGAAGCAGACGCUUUUUCACAUCUUCCUGCUUUUCAUCUGCUGCAGACACAUCAAUACAAAGACGCUGGGCUCAACGCCGGAGCCGCCGGUUCCCACCACUCCUCUGCCAACAAACGUGAAAAGUGUUGUUCUUAAAGGUGAAAAUCACACUGAGAGAAUCCAGCUGUUGGAUCCUGUAAGUCUAACGCUGGAAUGCACCUGGACUGGAAAUCAGAAGAAACUCACAAACAUUACAGGUUACUGGACAAAAGACGGGGAGGAAAUCCCGGGCACCCGUUUGCCCGUGCAGCUGGAGAAUGAGCAGUAUAAUCUCAGACAAGACUUCAGUAUUAGCAAUGAAGAAAACCUUGGAAAUUACUCCUGUGUUUUUGGGAAUGAAGCAAAAAUAGAUUUCAUUCUGGCAGCUCCACAGAUCAGCGAGAUGAGAGACAAGCCAGUAGUGAGCUAUCUGGGGGACUUUGUGGUGAUUCACUGUAAAAUGGAAGAAACCAAACCAAAGCCCAACACCUGGGUCUGGUAUAAAGUCAAUGGGACAGAAAAGAUCCCCAUUGCUGAUGAGCCUCAGCGCUAUGAAAUCCACAACAAGGAGUGGAAGACCCAGCUGAAGAUGAGCAACCUGUCAGAUGCUGACUCUGGGCUGUAUUACUGUGGUGCAGUGUACCCCAUCAGCACCUCACUGAGCCGCGUGGAGCUCAAGGUCAUCAGCAUCAUAGAGCCCCUGAAGCCCUUCCUAACCAUCCUGGCUGAAGUUCUAUUCCUGGUCACCAUCAUUCUCCUCUAUGAGAGAACUCAGUCCAGGAAAAACAACACACAGGAAGAAAACGUGCAGAACACUGACCAAAAGAACGAGCUGCCUCAGGGAGAAGAUAAGGAGAUGGAGGGAAGUACUUCAAUGAGACACCGCAAAGUUUAAAGACUGCAGACGGCUUUUAAAACAUUCCCAGAUGUAAAUGUUAGCAAAGUCCCCACAGUUAUUGUGGGAAUAUCUGUUAUAAUUGCAUAAUUUUUUUUCACCACACAAAGUGCAAUAGCCUCUACAAAAUCAGCACCUGAGUUUGCAACACAAGUGGCCUCUUUCCUUGUGGUUACAAGUUUUUUUUUUUAAACAAAGCAUUUACAUUAUGUCUUUCACUCACUUCCUGUGGAAAAACCCAGCUUAGAUGCUUUACCUCACACAUCACCUUCUCUUUGUCCCCGCUGAGUCAAAACGGAAGCGGCUUUCUGUUGUUGACAAACCUCAAGCCACCUUUCCUCCUCUUCUUUGCUCCCUGUGGUCUGUGAGCAGUGCCUUACACUCUUAAAAAGCAAUUGACUAACCUUUCACUGUGCUUACAAUGACUUUUGCCCUUGCAGUAAUGUGUCUACAGUACUUGAAUAUGUAAAUCUAAAUAUAUCUUCACAUAUCCAUGUUUGUGCAUCUGUUUGGUGUUUAUGUGCGUGACGGUAGGCGUGAGGUCAUAGUUCCCUCCUAAAUACGGCUGCACUGUAUGAAAACAAGCCGAUUAAAUCCAUACAAACCCCUGCCUCUGUCGUUUUAUGUUGCCUGCAAUGACUUCUCAUAAAAUUUGAGCUGAACGGCGAC